Molecule: messenger RNA, 1422 nt
Organism: Cladophialophora psammophila CBS 110553
Lineage: Eukaryota; Fungi; Ascomycota; Eurotiomycetes; Chaetothyriales; Herpotrichiellaceae
Exons: 4
Coding region: 1-1422 (473 amino acids)
Biological process (GO): transmembrane transport
Cellular component (GO): membrane
Molecular function (GO): transmembrane transporter activity
Source: RefSeq, a predicted model, not a curated record
AUGGAGAUGGAUGGGUCAAGCCUUGGGAAAGAAAAAUCUGCCAUAUGCACGGUUUCACCCGUAGAGCAAGGCCUCGUGCUGGACAUCCCAGUCAAGAGAGAUAUGGGAUGGAUGGGCAUACUGGCUGCGGGAUUCAGCAUCAGUAAUAGCUGGCUGGUCUUCCUUGCCACCUUGGUGAUUCCCCUUGUAUACGGGCCGAUGACAACCAUAUGCGGAAUCUUUUCGGUCACAAUUGCAUAUAUCCCCAUCGGCCUGACAAUCGCAGAGUUCAUUUCGGCGUACCCGACAACUGGUGGGCAAUAUCAUUGGACGUCAAUCCUAGCACCCCCGAGCGUCAAGAGAGUAGCGAGUUACAUGACGGGCUUUCUCAGCUGGUGUUCCUGGCUGACCAUCACUGCUAGCACUCAAAGUGCUAUGGCAAUGUGCAUCUUCGCAAUUGUCAUCAAUGCGAAACCGACGACGGUAAUUCACAAGUGGGAAUAUUUUUUGAUAUUUCAAGGGCAGAACAUCACUGCACAUCUUAUCAAUCUCUUAUUCCAGAGGCAUCUCACAAAGCUUUACUUUUUUGGAUUCUUGCUUAGCUUGGUGGCUAUUCCAGUCAUUUCAGUCACGCUUUUAGCUACAUCAACCAAAGCAAGCUCCGAGUUCGUCUGGACUACUGUUGUUGCAGACUAUGGUUGGCCGACAGGUGUCCAAUUCCUCUUCGCUCUGACAGCUCCAGUUCAAGCAUUUUGUGCUGUGGACGGCGCAGUACACCUCGUAGAAGAGGUCAACCAGGCCGGCAAGAUCGUGCCGCGAACAGUCGUCACUUCACUUGUGAUCUCUUUCGCUUCCUUGAUCCUUUUGGCUUGCUCUGUCCUUUAUGCGAUCACAGAUUUGUACGCUGUUCUCGCUACACCAUCAGGAUUUCUCGUGUUCGAGAUCGUAAAGCAAGGUACAGGGUCUGCCGCUGCGGCAAUUGUCUUUACCGUCCUCCUUCUUUUGGCGUUUCCUGUCAGCUUCACUGCCUGUGCUCGAGUUGCAUCUGUCAUGGGAUGCAGUCUCGGGAGAGACAACAUCUUGAUCUACUCGGAGAAGCUCUCCAUGAUCAGCCAGAGGUUCAACGUUCCAGUCUAUGCUCUAUUUGUAGACUGGAUCUUGAUAUCUCUUAUUGGCUUUCUGUAUCUCGCCUCUCCACUCGCCUUCAAUGCCAUCAUCGGCGUCUCAGGGAUUUUCCAACAGCUUACCAUCGCAAUACCGACGUUCUUCCUGAUCUACCGGCUGCGCUCACCCUCAGUUCUACCCAAAGAUCGAUCCUUCCGGCUUCCUUCAUGGCUGGGGUGGACUUGCAACAUUUUCACGGUGGUGUGGGCAGCGGUGACUACCAUCUUCUUCUUGUUUCCAUUUACGGAGCCUAUAGCAGAAGCUACAAUGAGUAAGUAA